AAAGCGGGUGACCCGACCGAUGAACAAAUCAGGACCAGGUUUCGUCCGGGAGGCAAGAUGAUCUCGGCGUUUUUCCCCUUGAAGAAGCUGCGGCGCAAUGGCAAAUGUCUUCUGUUCGGGGCGAUUCUGCUGGUCGGAGCUGUGGCCGUCUACCAUCAGAUGGUGGCUGCGAAAGUAUGGAGCAGUGACACAAGUGUGAAUCCUGACGCUGCCGGCAGCGGCUGGAGGAGAGCCAUGCUCGACGAGUGGGUCAGGAGUAACCAUCGACCAGAUCACGUGGAGGAUUCAGCUGCUUGGCGCUCCAGCUAUACUCCACUUACCUGGAAACCAGAGUAUAAGGGACAGGCCAAUCUGCACGUCUUUGAGGACUGGUGUGGCAGUUCUACGGCUGAGCUCCGCAAGAACCUGCACUACCCGCUGUAUCCUCAUUCCAGGACCACGGUGCAGAAGCUGGCUGUUUCUCCUCAGUGGACAAACUAUGGGCUCAGGAUAUUUGGUUAUCUGCAUCCAUACACUGAGGGAGAGUUUGUGUUUGCUCUGAGCUCUGAUGACAACUCUGAAUUGUGGCUCAGCACAGAUGAUUCUCCCCUCAACUUGCAGUUACUGGCAUGGGUUGGAAAGACUGGCCAAGAGUGGACGGCACCAGGCGAGUUUGAGAAGUAUGCCAGUCAGACAUCCAAACCAGUUAGGCUCUCAGCUCAGAGGAGGUACUUUUUUGAAGUUGUCCACAAGCAGAACAACAAAGGGACUGACCAUGUGGAGGUGGCAUGGCAGCUCCUUGACCAAGGCUUCAGGUUCAUCGUUAUUGAAUCCAAGCACAUCUCCCUCUAUGUUAAUGAGUCUGCCUUGUUAAUGAGUGAUGUUGCCCACAUACCACAGACAGCUGCUAGCCACCAGUCCAACCCCACAAAACGGCACAGUGCUGCAGCAGACAUGCUGAGGGAAGACCCACGAGACACUCUCUACCAAGUGCCUCUGAUAAACAGCAAGUUCCUACAGGGUGUUUUGCCUGACUGCUCUUAUAAACCCAGCUACAUAAUCAAAGACUUUCCUCUGCUCCGCUACCAGGGACUGCAGUUUGUCCACAUGUCCUACAUCUACCCCAAUGACUACACUCGACUCACACACAUGGAGUCAGAGAACAGCUGCUUCUACCCCGAGAGCCCCUACUACAUGAAGAUGUUCCGUUUCUCUAGAUACAUGAGACUAGACCGUCCUGAUAUGCAGGAAAAAAGAAACAAAGCCAGAGAUUUCGGGUUCCAGGGGAGGAAAGUCAUAGAUGGGGAGGAUGAGUUUGACAAUGAAGCCUAUCAAAGAGAAAAGGAAGCCAGGCUGGACCAGAUAGACAACGCACUUUUUCCAGACUAUGGAGAUGAUUAUGAUGAUUAUGCUCAGAAACGCAGGCGCAAACUCUUCUCCAUAAUCAUGCAAGAAACUAACAGCACACCAAGCUCUCCUGACACAAGACUGCGCAUAGAUAAGUUGCAGAGGAGGCAAGGGAAAGACAGUGUCCUACAGCCUAAACCACAGCCAGAGAAACCAGAUGAGCCACUGCAGUCAGAGCCAACACAAGUCUUAAAACAUCACCUGCAACAAAACCAGACAGAGUUUCCAGGCCCAGUUAAAAAAGUAGAACAGAUUCAACCAAAAGGAAAAACAGCAGGAAAGAGACAAAAGGUAACAUCAGUAAAGACAACUGUGAGACCAAGACAAAAAAAAAAUCCACCAACACCAGUGGGCAGUGAGCAGCUUAAAGCAAAGGAACGACCAGCAGUCCAGUCAGAGCAGCUCAACUCCAAACGGCGGCAGAUCCAGAGGUCUCGUAAAAUGAAUCAAACCCAAAUCCAGAGACUCAAAGACUCCAAGCUUCAACCCUUAGAGUGGGACGCUCCUUUGGCUGAAAAACCCGCAGUGGCCAAGCAGUGGAGGAUUGUACCAAGAGAAGUGGCGCUCCAGCCAGCAGCUAACAAGCGCUCUACCACUCCCAAAAGAGACAUCAACCGCCCUUUAGUAAGGUUAAAUCAAUUGGACACAGAUACCAGAAAACCCCUCAGGGAUAAGGAGAUUGAGAUGAAUAUGCCUCUACAACAGGAUUUAGAAAAUAGCAUCCGCAGAGCUAAGAUGAUCGCUAGGGACAAGAUGGACAAAAAGUGGUCGGAUAUGAAAGGAGAGGAGGACCAAGCGGGAAAGGAAGACGAGGUUCGCAACAGGGCUGAGAACAGGAGAGAACCCAAGCUGGGUGAGAGAGACUCUCUAUGGGGACCGGGAAGAGACUUUGAAGGUCCCGAUGAUGAGGAUCUUACCCCUGCACCAGUGUUUGAUACUGAGGUUAACUGGAGCCAGACCUUCCAGGUCAACCACCUGGACCUUCAGGCACAGCGUUCAGAUUGGAUCGACUUGCACUGCAACCUGUCUGGCAACCUGCUGCUGCAAUCCAGUGAUGCUCUGACCAUCGUCAAUGCUUUCAUGGAGCAACUCAAUGAAAAGCACCAGGGGCGGUUCACAUUGGUGCGUGUGGUAAACGUGGUGAAGCGUGUGGACGGGUUCCAGGGCAGCCGCUACCUUCUGGAGCUGGAGGUGAAAGACGCGAACGGCCAGCUGCUGCGUCUGUCACGGUACAUCUACGCCUUGAUUCGCCACAGCAGGCAACGCAGCAGGGACUUUGGUUUCCAGCAGCCGAGAGCUGAGAUGGUGCUGUGUAAGCCAGUGGGCUUCCGCUGGAAUCCUGUUGCCACUGUUCACUUCAUAGUGCCAGUGAAAAACCAGGCUCGAUGGGUGCAGCAGCUGAUUGCUGAUAUGGAGAAACUGUUCAGGGAAACUGGAGAUGCCAACUUCAACCUCAUCAUCACCGACUACAACAGCACUGACAUGGACGUGAGGAAGGCUCUACAGCAAUCUUCUCUCCCCAGGUACCAGUAUGUGAAGCUGAAUGGAAACUUUGAGCGCUCUGCUGGUCUGCAAGCAGGUGUUAACCUCAUAAAUGAUGACCACAGCAUAGUUUUUCUGUGUGACCUCCACAUCCACUUCCCUCCCUCUAUCAUCGAUACCAUCAGGAAACACUGUGUGGAGGGAUACAUGGCCUUUGCCCCCAUAGUCAUGAGACUGGACUGCGGGGCUACACCAUUAGAGGCCAGAGGUUACUGGGAGGUGAAUGGCUUUGGCCUACUGGGAAUCUACAAGUCAGAUCUGGAUGCAGUGGGAGGAAUGAACACCAAAGAAUUCAGUGACCGCUGGGGGGGAGAAGACUGGGAGCUCCUCGACAGGAUCCUCCAGGCAGGACUGGAAGUGGAGAGAAUCUACCUGAGGAACUUCUUCCACCACUAUCACUCCAAACGUGGCAUGUGGAACCGGCGGAUGUCGCCCAGCCACAGGUGACCUUGUCACCCACCGCCACAACCACAGCAACCAGAGCACUUUAAGGCCGAAGCAUGAUUCCCGUUAAAGGAUCGUAACACCUGCUGACUGACAGAGAGAGUAACACAGGAUGCCGACAUCGGACUGGAUACGGUCUUCUUUCGCUCAAGCUUUGGGGAGCAGCAACUUUACAAGUGGCAGCAGUGAAGGUCGUUGCUAAGGUCAUACUACUGAUACUACGCUCAGAGUGUAUUUCACUGGAUGUACUGUUGACUACUGAGACGGUACACGCUGAUCAGUGCCACUGAUUAUGAUAUUAUACUGUAUAUGAAGAUACUGCUGUGCGCCAGCUCGCUGACUGAGACCAUGGUGGUCUGCACUAGUGUCUGCCGAGACCUGACCCGGUCCAAAGACAAAAUGUCAAUGAAAUAACAGUGCACACUCCGAGGACAUAUAAACACAAGUGUCCUAUAUCAUGAAGAUCACAAGUAACAUGAGUCUUAACUGCAGAAUACGUUAUUUGUUUUGUUUGUGACAAAAUGAAAUAUAUGUAUUUGACUCCAGAUUGUGUAUAGGGUAAACACAGCCUUAUUUGUAAUGUAAAUUAUGAAAAUGUUAUAUUUAUUACGUCAAUGUUUGCAGGAUUUUUUUUUUUUUCAACAUUCGUGUUUGUUUUUUCUGGGAACAUGCAAUGAAAUUUCAGAAAAGUUUACCUAAGUUUGCCUGUCGAGCGCCCUCCCCUAUUUGUUCUCAUCUAUAUUACAUGUGCCUUCUGCUGUGACGGUUAUUCAGGUACUGAGGGCUGUUUUCACAGACAAAUCAGGAAAAGCCUUACACAGCUAAAAUAGUUAAAUAUUUAAGUGAGGAAAAAAAAGGAUUGUCAAUUUUUUAAAAAAGAUUUCAGAUAAGUAUGUAUGUGUUUCCCAAUGUAUAACAGACAUAUAUUAUGUAACAACAAUAUACAUACAGUAUGUUUGUUGCCCAUUUUCUGCCUAUUCUCCAGUACCACCUACCAAAGGUAGUAGCUGAAGUUGAGUAGUGCAGAAAAGUCAUAAAGCAGGGUUGGUGUUUUGACAUGAAACUUAUUGAAAAGGUCUGUGUUAAUACAGCUUUAAGGGCCAUUUUAGUCAAGUUAUGUCCCUGCAACCAGGUCAUAUUCUUUUCACUGAUCCAUCGAUCUACAGGAUGAGUUUAAUGGUUGUUUUUCAAAAGAAUAAUUGUUGUGAUUAAGAUCUACUUUUCUUUUUUUUUCCUUUUUUGCCAAGUCUAUGAAGCUUCAUGGUGAAAUACUGUUAUCGAUGUCAACACAGUGAAAUAGAUAGGAAAUGUAGUGAGUAAAAAAUGAUCUUGUGUUUUUAUCAUAUAUUAUUAUUGUUAUUUAAGACUAAACUAAUGGCAGCAUUUUCAUAUUUUUCACAUUCCAGUUUAAGAAACCUAUUGUGCUUUUCUCAGUAAUUUGAAAGCUGAUACACGUUGAACCAUUUCACAUGUUAUUUAGGGCAACAAAAAUGAAAACACAAAACAGCUCUGGUGGUUUUAUGACAAAUAUUUUGUAAUUUUUUCUUGUACCAAAAGCAAUCAACCUUUUGUAAUUUGGAUUCUAGUUUGGCCAGAAUGUUUGAAGGUUUACUUUUCAUCUCAUUGUUGAUUUUAGAUAUACCUCAUCCCUCUCUUGAUGCUAGGAGUUUAUCUCUGUCUUAUUGUACGGUUCAGGAGUCUCUUCUCUCAGGGACGGAUAUUUCCAUUUUACACU
Messenger RNA from Xiphias gladius (swordfish), 5107 nucleotides. It is a transcript of the gene b4galnt3b, whose product is annotated as beta-1,4-N-acetyl-galactosaminyl transferase 3b. The record is from RefSeq and is a predicted model, not a curated record. The transcript has 20 exons. Gene Ontology annotation, cellular component: Golgi cisterna membrane. The coding region runs from base 58 to 3375 and encodes 1105 amino acids. Gene Ontology annotation, molecular function: acetylgalactosaminyltransferase activity. Lineage: Eukaryota; Metazoa; Chordata; Actinopteri; Istiophoriformes; Xiphiidae.